CAAAUAGGACAAAAACAUUUGCUUUUAUUCUGAUGUGUGUUUCAGAUCCGGGCAGUUUCACAUUGUGUAUAGGACCACUCGUGAGAAUGAAUGCAAAAUUGGUUUUCCGCAUGUACAACGACCUCGAGUUUGUGAAAGGCCCCUUGCAAGAUUUCCGGAGAAUGGCAGUUGCAGAGUAUUUGCGGAAUAACUCUCUGGCUGUCCGAGGUCAGCAUAUCGACGCUCUGCGACGAAGAGUUGCUGCAGAAUCUCUUUGCUCAUGUGAGAAAAGCAACGACAGGAGCGACACUGACAACGAAGGAGACUCUCGGGGCAUAUUGGAGGAUGGUGACUGGUCUUUCCUUGAAGCCCUCGACCCACACUCACAGAUACCCGUUCAGCUGGAGGAUAUACCUUGGUCGAUAGUGGCAAAGGCACAUUACAUCCCUUGGUGCUGCACGGAGCCUUACACCUGUUACCCGAUACACCUGGCCUGUCUCUUUGGCCAAAUGGAUCUGGCCAGAAUGAUGUUCGAGAAGAAGGGAGCUGACAUUCACGCCAGGGACAGCCGAGACAACACUACCCUUAUGAUGGCCGCUGCCUCAGGCUCUGCCAUGACCAUGGUUCCCCUCAUUUUGAUUUUGUGCAAGGACGAAGAGGACCGAAAGAAGUUAGUCACCGCCCAGAACAUGGACGGACUCACGGCCCUGCACUUCGCUGCUCUGAGCGAUGACCCGCAGGUCGUGGAGCUGCUGGUGGAUGUUGGGGCUGAUGUCAAUGCUGGGCAGUUCACCACUUUGCAGAACCGACGCUUCGCCUUGACUCCUCUGCACUUUGCCCUCAUCAGGGGCACACUUCCUGCCGCCAGCAUUGUAAAAGUGCUGGUGAAGUCAGGAGCGGACCUCAGCUUGGAGGCAGCCAGAGCCGACAGCAGGGUGCCAUGCGUGACGAUCGUUAGAGAGUGUUCCUGCGGGAUUUGCUUGUGUCUGGGUAUCUACGUAUUUCCCGAUCUGCUGCUUCCCUCACACGGAGCUCGGUAUGACGGUCAGAUCAAAAGCGUGGGGACUGCUUUACACCUGGCAGUUAAGCGCAGCUUUGACCUGUCUGAUAUCCUCUCGGAAAAGCAACACAGACCGCUGCUGAACGUACCCGACGGUUCAGGCUACCUGCCUCUUCAUUCCGCAGUCAAGAAUUUAAACCAGAAAGCUAUAAAGAUCCUCCUUAGUUUGGGUGCUGAUGUUAACGCCAAGGCGUCUGGAAAUUGUUGUAUGCUGGGUAGAACGGCUCUUCACAUCCUCUUUAAUUUCAAGUUAGUAACGAGACUCCAUUGCAUCUUCUGCUCCCGCACACUGCAGCAUAGCCACCACUUUAAAAGAUGCGUGUCCCUUUUGCUGCAGCAACCUUUGGUGGAUCUCAAUGCGAGAGAUUGGCAGGGUAAAACCCCUCUGCAUGUAGCCUGCGAGUCCGGGCAUUAUACCUUUAUUGAGCAGCUGGUCGCUCGCGGGGCCAACGUCCUGGUGGAGGACAACAGGGGCGGCUCGCCGCUGUCCUACGCCGCGUGUCCCCCCGACAGGACCGUCCGUGAAAUGCUCGUGGACGUCCUUCUGAGAUGUGGAGCUGUCGUCUCGUGUCUGAAUACGCCCUUCUACCGUUCUCCAGUGCGAGCGUUCUACGGCCGCUAUGACGUGGCCAUCCUUCUGAAGCUGCACAACCUCGGGGCUAUAACCCCCCAAGAUCUGAGUUCAAUGCUUUGUACCAUCCCUUACAAUUAUGAGGCAAAGUUACUCACUGCUAUGGACCAGCAUGUGCCUCUUCAAAUGGUUUGCACGCUUAAAUGUAGCUGGACACAAGCUGCACUGGAACAGUAUGGGCGGAGAGAGACUGAAACUAAUGAAGUAGUUAGUGACAGUAGUCCUCUGUGUGUUCCUGGUGUGUCAGAACGUCCCCCCCCCCCUCAUCUAAUCACCUCCUUUUACGGAGAGAAAGGUGCGUCAAGCCUGUUCGAAGGGCUAUUCAGUCAGGUGUUGGUGAAGCAGAACCAAGCACGAGUGGAAGGCGAAGCCACCACCAACCUCCGGGUACCCUACGAGGUUACCAAGGACGCCACCACGCGCCAGGCUGCAAAGAUGCUGAGACCAAAAGGGGAAGCACCUGCCGUACACUUUCUGCACGUGACAGUGACCAAUCGCAAGUGGUUUAAUAGGGAUUAUAUGCUGCUUACUCUACAUGACUUGCAAGAUUUCCGGAGAAUGGCAGUUGCAGAGUAUUUGCGGAAUAACUCUCUGGCUGUCCGAGGUCAGCAUAUCGACGCUCUGCGACGAAGAGUUGCAGCAGAAUCUCUUUGCUCAUGUGAGAAAAGCAACGACAGGAGCGACACUGACAACGGAGACUCUCGGGGCAUAUUGGAGGAUGGUGACUGGUCUUUCCUUGAAGCCCUCGAUCCACACUCCCAGAUACCCGUUCAGCUGGAGGAUAUACCUUGGUCGAUAGUGGCAAAGGCACAUUACAUCCCUUGGUGCUGCACGGAGCCUUACACCUGUUACCCGAUACACCUGGCCUGUCUCUUUGGCCAAAUGGAUCUGGCCAGAAUGAUAUUCGAGAAGAAGGGAGCUGACAUUCACACCAGGGACAGCCGAGACAACACUACCCUUAUGCUGGCCGCUGCCUCAGGCUCUGCCAUGACCAUGGUUCCCCUCAUUUUGAUUUUGUGCAAGGACGAAGAGGACCGAAAGAAGUUAGUCACCGCCCAGAACAUGGACGGACUCACGGCCCUGCACUUCGCGGCUCUGAGCGAUGACCCGCAGGUCGUGGAGCUGCUGGUGGAUGUGGGGGCUGAUGUCAAUGCUGGGCAGUUCACCACUUUGCAGAACCGACGCUUCGCCUUGACUCCUCUGCACUUUGCCCUCAUCAGGGGCACACUUCCUGCCGCCAACAUUGUAAAAGUGCUGGUGAAGUCAGGAGCGGACCUGAGCUUGGAGGCAGCCAGAGCCGACAGCAGGGUGCCAUGCGUGACGAUCGUUAGAGAGUGUUCCUGCGGGAUUUGCUUGUGUCUGGGUAUCUACGUAUUUCCCGAUCUGCUGCUUCCCUCACACGGAGCUCGGUAUGACGGUCAGAUCAAAAGCGUGGGGACUGCUUUACACCUGGCAGUUAAGCGCAGCUUUGACCUGUCUGAUAUCCUCUCGGAAAAGCAACACAGACCGCUGAUGAACGUACCCGACGGUUCAGGCUACCUGCCUCUUCAUUCCGCAGUCAAGAAUUUAAACCAGAAAGCUAUAAAGAUCCUCCUUAGUUUGGGUGCUGAUGUUAACGCCAAGGCGUCUGGAAAUUGUUGUAUGCUGGGUAGAACGGCUCUUCACAUCCUCUUUAAUUUCAAGUUAGUAACGAGACUCCAUUGCAUCUUCUGCUCCCGCACACUGCAGCCUAGCCACCACUUUAAAAGAUGCGUGUCCCUUUUGCUGCAGCAACCUUUGGUGGAUCUCAAUGCGAGAGAUUGGCAGGGUAAAACCCCUCUGCAUGUAGCCUGCGAGUCCGGGCAUUAUACCUUUAUUGAGCAGCUGGUCGCUCGCGGGGCCAACGUCCUGGUGGAGGACAACAGGGGCGGCUCGCCGCUGUCCUACGCCGCGUGUCCCCCCGACAGGACCGUCCGUGAAAUGCUCGUGGACGUCCUUCUGAGAUGUGGAGCUGUCGUCUCGUGUCUGAAUACGCCUUUCUACCGUUCUCCAGUGCGAGCGUUCUACAGCCGCUAUGACGUGGCCAUCCUUCUGAAGCUGCACAACCUCGGGGCUAUAACCCCCCAAGAUCUGAGUUCAAUGCUUUGUACCAUCCCUUACAAUUAUGAGGCAAAGUACUGUAAAAGAAGAACAAUGCGAUGAAACGGCUGCGUACAGACGCGAAGGAUUGAAUCCACACUCACUCUGCUCCAAUAAU
Pomacea canaliculata is the source of this 3906-nucleotide messenger RNA. RefSeq lists its product as uncharacterized. The record is from RefSeq and is a predicted model, not a curated record. NCBI's taxonomy places the organism in Eukaryota, Metazoa, Mollusca, Gastropoda, Architaenioglossa, Ampullariidae. Gene Ontology annotation, molecular function: protein binding. The transcript is spliced from 7 exons. The coding region runs from base 33 to 3851 and encodes 1272 amino acids.